GGAGAGGGAGGGGCUUGAGUCGCCCUACCUCGCGCAGUCUCGGCGUCGCUGUGGUCUUGUGCCUCUGUAAAGCUUAAUCUUUGACAAGGACUGAAGUGAGCCCGCCGUCCUGGACACCUACAGAGACUCUGUUGUCUGCAGAAUAGAGUGCAGGCUCCCCCAAAGGAAUCUGGGUUUCUCCGUUUCGCCUUCUACUUUAAUUUGCAGAAGCCUGUCUCCUCUGGCAUACGCUCCGGAACACAGGAAUUUUGUCACAUUUUGCUUUAUGUCAUUUUCAUGCCAGAACUUUUCUUUUUAGGAACUAAGUUAAAUGAAAAUGGCAGCACUGAUUGGCAUACACCACGACGACUCUUGGACAUGGCCAGGCCCUGCAUAAUUUGUGCCCAUCAUCAUUUUACUAAAUUGGAUGUAUUUCACCAUGUUCCAAAUCACCCAUGAAUUCUGCACAUACUUGAUGGGCAUCCACUGCAUCCAAGGUUCUCUGGCGGGAACAUGCCAGUGAGAAAGGCUGAAGGUUUUGGUUCUCAUGGCACCCACAUUCCGCUGGAAGGAGAUCAGUAGUCAGAAAGGAAACAAAUACAUUUAGGCAAUGUGCCACAAAGAAAACAAAGCAGUGUUCAGAUAAGGGAGAGCUCUUCAGAAACUACCCUCUGCGUCGAGCACUUGAGCAGACCUGAGUAUUGAGAAAGAUGCAGCCUGGCAGGGAUCUGGCUCGUUGGCGGUUCACACAGAGGUGAAGCAACAGGUGAAGUCUAAGGACAGUGAAGCAACAGGUGAACUCUUAAGGACCGUGACGCCCUUAAGCAAAAAGGGCACGUAGGCCUCAGGGCACAGAUGAGCUUGGCAUCAAGGGAAGGGAGAAGUUCAGGGGGUGGAGCAUAGAGUCGAGUUGAAACAAAAGAGUGAGAGGAAGUCAGAGAAGGAGAUUGCCACCAGGUCAUGGUGGUGACAGUAAGAAAUCUAGGCUAAAGUGUCAGUGACUGACACCCUUCUGUGUCUGAUAACAAAGUCAUGUGAUCAUGUUAAGCGACAGAAUGGGCCGCAGCAAGUUUUAUGGCUGGCUAGUCCCAAAUCCGAAUGGGAGCGUCCUGCACUCAGAAAAUAGUAGAAACACAAGGUCGCAUAUUAAAAGGAUGCCGUGGCAUUCAAUCAUGAUGGAUUUUCUUAUAAGCACAACAAAUGGCAACUGCUUAGUCAGACCUUGGGACUCCAGCCAUCUUUCACAUCAUUUUGCUCAGUUUUCCUAAUUUUCUCACCCUCAAGCCGUGGACACAGUCACUUGCUGAAUCUUGUCUUCAGCUGUCACACCAACUGAUUUCUGAAUGAUCUGAUUAGCUUUACUGGUGAUCAAAGCUUCUUAGAGUUUAUCAAGAAGAAUCUGACAAGCUUUAUGUAAUCCUGUACUUCUGAGAGACCUUAUCAUGGUCCUGAUAUCUUUGACUGCCACAUAUGGAUUCCCACAAAUCUCUAAAGGAAACGGUCCUCAUUACAGGAGGAGGUGGCUAUUUUGGUUUCCGGCUUGGCUGUGCUCUGAACCAGAAAGGAGUCCAUGUGAUUCUGUUUGACAUCAGCCGCCCUGCUCAGACCAUUCCAGAAGGCAUCCGGUUUAUACUAGGAGACAUCCGCCGUCUCUCUGACAUAGAGAACGCCUUCCAGGGUGUCAACGUGGCUUGUGUGUUCCAUAUCGCGUCUUAUGGUAUGUCAGGGCGCGAGCAACUGAAUCGAAGCCUGAUUGAAGAAGUCAACGUGGGGGGCACAGACAACAUCCUCCAGGCAUGCAGGAGGAGAGGGGUGCCAAGGUUAGUGUACACAAGCACUUUCAACGUCAUCUUCGGAGGACAGGUCAUCAGAAAUGGAGACGAAUCCCUGCCUUACCUGCCCCUUCACCUCCAUCCUGAUCACUACUCUCGGACCAAAUCUAUCGCCGAGAAGAAGGUGCUGUCAGCCAAUGGUGUGGCCCUGGAGAGGGGCGGUGGGGUCUUGAGCACCUGUGCCCUGAGGCCGGCUGGCAUCUAUGGGCCUGGAGAACAGAGGCACCUCCCCAGGAUAGUGAGCUACAUAGAGAAGGGCCUGUUCAGGUUUGUGUAUGGAGACCCCAAGAGUCUGGUGGAAUUUGUCCACGUGGACAACUUGGUGCAGGCUCACAUCCUGGCCUCAGAGGCCCUCAAAGCCGACAAGGGCCACAUUGCCGCCGGGCAGCCCUACUUCAUCUCAGAUGGCAGGCCCGUGAACAACUUUGAGUUCCUCCGGCCUCUGGUUGAGGGCCUGGGCUACAAGUUCCCGUCCAUCCGCCUCCCUCUGACCCUCAUCUAUUGCUUCGCUUUCCUGACAGAGAUGACCCACUUCAUCUUGGGGCGACUCUACAACUUCCAGCCCUUCCUCACCCGCACCGAAGUUUACAAAACCGGCGUCACACAUUACUUUAGCCUGGAGAAAGCCAGGAAGGAGCUGGGGUAUGAGGCUCAGCCGUUUGACCUCCAGGAGGCAGUCGAGUGGUUUAAAGCCCACGGUCACGGCAGACGUCCUGGGAGUCGUGACUCCAAGUGUCUUGUUUGGGAUGGGCUGGUGAUCUUACUCCUGGUUACAGUGGUUCUCAUGUGGCUGCUGCCUUCCGUGAUCCUGUCGGUGUGAAGGAGGAGCUGUACUGAGGUGUUACAGUACACCACUGAGGUGGUUAUAUAUACUGAGGUGGUUUGCAGGAAACACACAUUUUAUAAAUAGAGAAUAGAUACCUGAUGUCAACAUUUGGAUCUUCAAGUCACUACUUAAGAAUAGAUUCUUGGGGGACUUCGCCCUGGCGGUCCAGUGGUUAAGACUCUGAGUUUUCAGUGCAGGAGGUAUGGAUUCAAUCUCUGGUUGGAGAAUUAAGAUCCCAUGUGCUACACAGCACAGCCAAAAAAAAAAAAAAAUUGAUUCUUGGAUUAAGUCUUCAUUUCCUACCUCCUGGCACAAAUCCUGAAGGGAGAAAACAGAAACCAGGAUAAGUUUGGGAUUCGGAUCCUUGGGUCCUCCUCCUUCAGACAUGGACAGUAGACGUCAUUCCGAAACCCACAGAGCUAAACUCCCUCAGAUGGGAAAUGUCUUACUUGAAUUUCUCAGAAGCCAAAAAUGUACUUAUCUUCAUUCCAUACGUUCUGCAUUGACUUCACAGAGGUUGAAGCACGAUAUGGGAAUGGCAAAAUGCUAACAGGCUUGCACUUGUGUGAAAAACACCAAGUUGAGCUACUUCCCAACAGCCCAAGCCUCUGAGGAGAUGGUCACUUUUGCAGGGGAGGUGGUUGCUAGUCACAUGUAUGUUCUAGGAAUGAGUUUUUGCCCUUCAUGACAUAAAGGUGUUAUACCUGUGUGACCACAUGGUAAUGUUUGAUAUUGAAAUGAACAGACCUUUAUCUUACCUCCCAGGAUUCUUUGGAGGGUUAAAUUGGACCAGGUAUAUAAAGUGCCACUCACCACACUUACAAGCCAUUAUUUUUGUUAAUAUUGUUAUUACACAUUCCUUAUGAGGGUUUUCUUCCUCAGGGUAUUCUGUUUAGAGGGUACUGUUGCUACUGAUCUUUCUGGAAUACCUUUGUGACAUGCCCUCAGAGUCUAUAACAAGUGUGCUUAAAUAUAUUCAAUGUUGAUAAAGUUGUGGUCUCCAAGGAGAGAUUGAAAUCUGGGAAACAGCUAAAAAUCUGAUAAUUGAUGAGAAUAUUCAAGUUAAUGAUACCAUUUGCAAUUAAAAAAUAAAGCAUAACUCUCAGCUAA
Molecule: messenger RNA, 3747 nt
Organism: Capra hircus (goat)
Lineage: Eukaryota; Metazoa; Chordata; Mammalia; Artiodactyla; Bovidae
Gene: SDR42E1
Product: short chain dehydrogenase/reductase family 42E, member 1
Exons: 4
Coding region: 1450-2631 (393 amino acids)
Biological process (GO): steroid biosynthetic process
Molecular function (GO): 3-beta-hydroxy-Delta5-steroid dehydrogenase (NAD+) activity
Source: RefSeq, a predicted model, not a curated record